Messenger RNA from Peromyscus maniculatus bairdii (prairie deer mouse), 1530 nucleotides. The record is from RefSeq and is a predicted model, not a curated record. Lineage: Eukaryota; Metazoa; Chordata; Mammalia; Rodentia; Cricetidae.
GGACAAAGAGCAGAUGGUGGUGGGGACACCAAGCUAGGGCUGGGGACGGAAUGUGUUUCCUCAUCACCUCCAUCUUCAUUGUGUCUGAAGUGAGCAGAAACUGGCCAAUUCUGUGCCUGAGGUUAUUAGAGAGACAGACAGACAGACAACCAGUAUGAUGGGAGGAGACACAAUGAGAAACAGAUGAGGAGGGGAGUACAGGAGUGGAGGAAAUGUGGAGGUGAGGAAACAGUGAUUACAGGCCACAUGGGAAAUAGACCAGACUGGAUAAGACAGGAGGUCAAGAUGGAAGAGAGGAGAGUCUGGCACGAUGAGGUCAGUUCUGUAUCUUCCUGUCAAUAAUGAGGGCUGGGCUCAAGGGCACAGAUAUCCUGUCAGUGACCACAGGGCGGAUCUUCUGCAGAAUAGGAAAGAAGAAGUCAGAAUCAUGAAGGAAGUUGCUGGUCACAAGAAGGUGGACAUGGGGAGGUCCUGCCCCACUCUGUCCUCCACAUGAGAAGACUCAGGAAUUGUCUGUCUCUUUACCCUGAUUCUUCCUGACUUCUGAGCACCCCAGGGUCCCUGCACAGGGCUCCUCUCCUUCCUGAUGGCUCUGCUGCUCUCACUUUCUGGAGGGAAUCAGGCCAUGGCUUGGAUCCUGCUUCUUCACCUGCCAACAGCAUGUCUGCAAGCUGGUAACUCAGCAGGAUCCAACAGAUUAAAUGCCUUUGGGGUCAACCAACCAGCAAACCUCUCUGGUGUCCAGGGCGGCUCCAUCGAGAUCCCCUUCUCCUUCUACUUCCCCUGGGAGUUGGCAGAGGAUCCGCAGAUGAGGAUUUUCUGGAGAUGGAAGCACUUCCAUGGGGAAUUUAUCUACAACUCUUCUUCGGGUUUCAUACAUGAGCAUUUCAAGAACAGGCUCAUCCUGACCUGGACACAGCCUCAGACAUCCGGAGUCCUCAGAAUCCUGGACUUGAAGGAGAAGGACCAGACAGGGUACUUCUGCCGAGUUCUUCUGAACACAAGAGAAGGCAUUAAGUUCUGGCAGUCAAUUGAUGGGACCAACCUCGCCAUCACUCCUGGUGAGCACAUCCCAGGUCAGGCCCUGUGGUCCUGACUUCCUUGUACCAUAGAUGUCAUUAGAGAUCCUACAGUUCUGUUCCUUCCCACAGACUCCUCUCAUGUGUUCUGUCCCCUCCCCAGAGCUCUGACAACUCCAUCUUCCUCUUCCCCACAACCAUCCACAAGCCUUAGCUGCUCUCUCUGAGCUGCCCCUCAUUGCCCUCAGAUCCACCCCACCCCCAGCCUCAGCUCUUCCCAGAUGGCCCAGUCUCCUGCUCCUUUCUCCAAACUGACUACCGCCCUGCCCACCCCACCCUCGUUGACACAAAUCCACGUGGAUCUGGCCUCUCCAGGACGGAGCAGCCUUCACCUGGUCCUGUGUCAGGGUCUCCAUUAGAUCUAGACUUUACACCAUAUCUCGUGCCUUCCACAGUAGGUGCCUUCUGGUCCCAGAUACCCCUCCUCCUCUGUCCCCUAACUUCACCAGUC